Messenger RNA from Triticum turgidum subsp. durum (durum wheat), 618 nucleotides. The record is from the annotation of a GenBank genome assembly. Lineage: Eukaryota; Viridiplantae; Streptophyta; Magnoliopsida; Poales; Poaceae.
AUGAAGCUGCGAAGACGCGACGCCGAAGGCCAUGCGGCCGUGAAGCCGCAACAUUGCAAAGACGUAGGCCGCGAAGCCGUCAAGGUGAAAGAUGCAAAGCCGCUAGAUUGCGGCACCACAAAAUCAGGAGCUACGAAGCCACAUAGAUGCGUCGCUGGGGGCUGCGUGAUAGCCAAGUACAUAGAUUUCGAGGUCAGGCUACCGAGAGCUAGACUGUCUCCAUCACCGAAAAAGAGCCUGCCUGGAUUUCGUUCUCAAGGCAGCAAGACUCCACAACUCCAGACAAGCUCGGCCGCUACUGAUGGAGGUUUGGUCUUGUGGGCAAACCUUUGCUCUUUAACUGAGUCAGGACUGAAUCUGGUAUAUGGAUAUAGUAAAAAAAUUGGUAUGUGGAGAUCAUGUCGAAGGGGGUUUGAGGAAGAUAAUUCAGUUCGUUCAUUUCAUAACAUUUUGCCGCUAGUACAAACUACUGAACGCACGCCAUCGCUGCCACGCCCGUGCUGGCCCGCCUCUUCCGACUUCGGCGGCAGGUCGGCAGCAACCAGCGGAGGUCUGACCACGACAGUAACAACGAUGCAAACUGCACAAUCUCAGAAUGUAAGUCCUCACAUGCGAUGA